AUGAUCACAAGGGAUUAUGCUAUGCUUCUGUUGUGCUCCUAUUUCCUGUUGGACUACAGCUCCCAAAUCCCCCUGCAGGCUCUCCUCCAGAGCAGAACUAAGGCUGGGGUGAUGUCAGCCAGAGCAGGGACUGGAGCCAAAAAUGUGACAGCAUCUUUGGGGAAAGUGACAUCAUUAGUGAGCAGGACAAGGCUAAGGAGACAUGGGAAGUUUAGGGUCCAGCGUAUUAAAAGAGGAUGGGUGUGGAACCAGUUCUUUGUCCUGGAGGAGUACAUGGGAUCAGAACCACAGUAUGUUGGAAAGCUCCACACAGACAUGGACAAUGAAGACAACGCAGUCAAGUACACUCUGUCAGGAGAAGGAGCUGGGUCCAUCUUCACCAUUGAUCAAAUGACGGGGGAUAUACAUGCACUGGUGGGGCUUGACAGGGAGGAGAAGACCUACUACACACUGAAGGCCCAGGCUGUUAGCAUCUACACAGGGCUCCCUCUGGAGCCACAGUCUGAGUUCAUCAUCAAGGUGCAGGACAUCAACGACAACGAGCCACAAUUUCCUGAUGGUCCCUACAGUGCCAGUGUCCCUGAGAUGUCUCCAACAGGAACCUAUGUAACACAGGUGACUGCCACCGAUGCAGAUGACCCCACAUAUGGCAACAGUGCACGUAUCGUGUACAGCAUCAUUCACGGCCAGCCGUACUUCUCUGUGGACCCCAAGACAGGAAUCAUCAGGAUAGCUCUCGCUAACAUGGACCGCGAGGUGAAAGGGGAGUACCAGGUUCUUCUCCAGGCCAAGGACAUGGGAGGUCAGCUGGGGGGACUGGCCUCCACCACCACCAUCAACAUCACCCUCAGCGACGUCAACGAUAACCCACCGUGCUUCGCUAAGAGUAUUUUCCAUCUGUGGAUUCCAGAGUCGGCGUCAUUUGGCUCAGCAGUGGGUCAGAUUCAAGCUCACGAUCUGGAUGCUGGCAGCAAUGCCGAAGUGAAUUAUGUUAUUGUUCCAGGAGAUGAGGGCAACAUGUUUGACAUCGUCUCUAAUAGCCAAAUUCAAGAGGGAGUUGUUAUCUUGAAAAAGACUCUUGACUAUGAGACAAAGAAGUCAUACACCUUUACGGUCGAGGUGUCAAACACACAGCUGGACCACCGUUUCCUCCACCUGGGGCCCUUCAAGGACUCAGCGACAGUCAAGGUGAAUGUUUUGGACAUGGACGAGCCUCCGGUCUUCACCAAGGUUUCCUACUCCAUGGACGUGUACGAGGACACUCCUCCAGGAACCAUCAUUGGCUCUGUGACGGCUCAAGACCUGGAUGCUAGCAGCAGUGCUGUCAGGUAUUUCUUGGAAUGGCAGAUGGAGUCCGACUGCUGUUUUGACAUUGACACUGUUGAAGGGACCAUUUCCACUAAUGAAUACCUGGACAGAGAGACAGCUGUUCAGCACAAUAUCACUGUAACGGCAACCAAAGUCAACAACCCUCUGCUGUAUACUAAUGUGGCAGUGGCAGUCAACGUCCUGGAUGUGAACGAGUUCCCUCCCGAGCUGGCGUUUCCUUCAGAUACCUUUGUCUGUGAAAACUCCAGAGUGGGACAGGUUAUCCAGACAGUCAGCGCUGUGGACAAGGACCUUCCUCCUGUUGGGCAGAGGUUCUUCUUUAAGUCCCCUAAAGAGCUUCGCAACAGGAACUUCACAGUUCGAGAUUUUGGAAACAACACCGCUGGCAUUGUGUCUCGGCGUAAGGGCUUCCAGCAGCGGUUGCAGAAUGUGUAUGUCCUUCCUGUUGUGGUUGAAGACAGUGGAUACCCCGCCCAGAGCAGCACAGCCACCCUCACAAUUCGAGUGUGUUCCUGCGAGGGAGUAGCCUCGCUGCUGAGCUGCUCAGCUGAGGCCAUCUUUCUGCCUGUGGGUCUCAGCACUGGAGCUCUGCUGGCUAUCCUGCUCUGUGUAGCUCUGCUGAUCGUCAUGGCAGCAUUAUACUUGGGCCAGAGGCGCUACAAAGAGAAGGACACUCUGAUGACAUCAAAAGAGGACAUUCGUGAUAACGUCAUUCACUAUGACGAUGAGGGUGGCGGCGAGGCAGACACUCGUGCAUUUGACAUGAGCACUCUGCGCAACACACAUUCACAGGUCACCAGCACUCACAGCAGCAGCACCAAAAAGGAGAAAAAUGGCUACGGAGACGGGAUUCUGCUGCACCUCAGCAGCCGCAGCGAAGAUGUCAGGUCACCUGACGUCCAUCGUCAAACAGCAAGUCUAAUCAUGAACAACAAACAACGAGGGACCGAUGGCAAUGCUGAAAUGGUCAAGGAGUUCAUCCCAAAGCGGCUGGAGGAGAGUCAGCAGGGUUACGUCGCCCCACCCUAUGAUUCAUUGGCGACCUACACCUACGAGGGUGAGGGCUUGGUGGCCGGCUCGCUCAGCUCCAUAGAAGAGUCAUGGGUUAUUGACGAUUCAGGGGAUUUUAGCUCCCUUGGUGACUGGGGACAGCCAUUCAAAACAUUGGCUAGCAUCCUGGACAGACAGCCACCACCUCUGACUGAGGAGAGCUGA
Molecule: messenger RNA, 2544 nt
Organism: Cyclopterus lumpus (lumpfish)
Lineage: Eukaryota; Metazoa; Chordata; Actinopteri; Perciformes; Cyclopteridae
Gene: cdh12a
Product: cadherin 12, type 2a (N-cadherin 2)
Exons: 12
Coding region: 1-2544 (847 amino acids)
Biological process (GO): cell morphogenesis; adherens junction organization; calcium-dependent cell-cell adhesion
Cellular component (GO): catenin complex; plasma membrane; adherens junction
Molecular function (GO): calcium ion binding; cadherin binding
Source: RefSeq, a predicted model, not a curated record